Messenger RNA from Lichtheimia ornata, 405 nucleotides. RefSeq lists its product as uncharacterized. The coding region runs from base 1 to 405 and encodes 134 amino acids. The transcript has 2 exons. NCBI's taxonomy places the organism in Eukaryota, Fungi, Mucoromycota, Mucoromycetes, Mucorales, Lichtheimiaceae. The record is from RefSeq and is a predicted model, not a curated record.
AUGGUGGAUUCAUUGACCGAUUCUCAGCUUCUUGACACGUACCCAACCACAGCGUCAGCUAUCAAUUCAACCAAUGAUCAGCAUACUGAUACAGCUUCUCAGCCCGAUGUUGAAGAUCAACAUAAGAAGAGCACCAAUGUCACCAAAGACUCUAGCAAUCCAACUACCGACAACGCCGACAAUCGAAUGAUCAUUGACACCACCUCAACACUUGUUGACAACGACCAUAGAAUGAAUGACAACAACGACCCUAUUAUCGACCACGAUCAGCAUCAACAGCACACACGCCAACACCUAAGAAACCAAAACUUGAUACAGCAUCCAGCACACGUGUCACGCAACAUGAGCCAACAACGUUUACAACAAUCCGCUGGGGAAUCACCUGACCCACAGCAUCACCAAUAA